This is a messenger RNA of Psammomys obesus (fat sand rat), 2326 nucleotides long. RefSeq names its product thymocyte selection associated family member 2 (gene Themis2). The transcript is spliced from 6 exons. The coding region runs from base 1 to 1983 and encodes 660 amino acids. Gene Ontology annotation, biological process: T cell receptor signaling pathway. The record is from RefSeq and is a predicted model, not a curated record. NCBI's taxonomy places the organism in Eukaryota, Metazoa, Chordata, Mammalia, Rodentia, Muridae.
AUGGAGCCGGUACGAUUGCAGGACUUCGUGAGAGGCCUGGACCCUGCCUCCCUUCCGCGAGUGCUGCGGGUCUGCUCCGGAGUCUACCUGGAGGGUUCCAUCUAUGAGCUCUUUGGAAAUGAGUGCUGCCUCUCCACAGGGGACCUGAUCAAGGUCACACAUGUCCACCUCCAGAAGGUGCUGUGUGAGAACCCGGAGACGGGUCAGACCUUGGAGCUCGGCCUCAACUUCACAGGUCUCUUCAGCCCACUCACCAGCCUGCAUAGCUACAGAACCCUGGAGGAUCUCAUCUCUGCCAUGCCCCAGCCUACACAGUGGCCCAUUUUCUUCAGGUCAACUCGAAGAAUUGUCACAGAGGCCUGUGUCGUGAGGGAGGACGAGCCCCUGAGGCUCGAGGCCGUGGAAAUGAACCACGGGACCCACUAUGCCCGCUGUGUCCAGGAAUCAAAGACUCAAAAGGUCACCUUUCAUUUGCCCCUUUCCCAGAAGGGGCCCUUCUGGAGAUUUAAGCCCAGUGCCCCACAAACCCUGCUCCAAAUCCUGCAGGACCCUGCUAUGAAGGACUUUAAGUUCACCUGCCCAGAUCUACCCUGGUCCUCUGUGAUCCUGGAGCCCCAGUAUGUGCUCCAAGCCAUCAUGCACAUGCGCAGCAGCCUUGUCAAGAUCCCGUCCACCUUGGAGGUGGAAGUAGAAGAUGUCACUGUCUCCUCCCAGCACAUCCACGUCAUCAAACCGCUGCUGCUGAGCGAGAUCCUGGCCCGGGGAGGCCCCUUCCCUCUGUCCACGGAGAUCCUGCAGGUUCCUGAAGGCCUACCCAUCUUCCUCAGCCCGUGGGUGGGCUCCCUACGCAAAGGCCAGAGGCUCUGCAUCUACGGUCCAGCCUCACCCCCCUGGCAAGUGGUGGCCUCAAGCAAGAGCCGGAGGGCACCCAGAUACUUCAUACUCUCUGGGGCCUACCAGGGCAAGCUCAGGCGGAGGCCACGGGAGUUCCCCACGGCCUAUGACCUUUUGGGUGCUCUCCAGCCGGACAGGCCCCUCCGGGUGGUGGCCACAAAAGACUGUGACGGGAAUGAAGAGGAAAAUGCUGGGUUUUCUUUCCUGGGCGUGGGUGAUCGGCUGGAGGUGCUGAGGGCAGGCCAGGUCUGUGGGUCCCAGGGCCAGGACAUAGAUGUCUUAGUGUGCCAGCGGCUGAGUGAGCAGGUCCAGGAGGAAGAGGAGGAGGAAGAGGAGGUGGUGGAGGACAAAGAAGAGAUUCUGCUACCCCUCUACCUCUCGGGUGGCUUUGUGGAGGAGGUGAACGAUGGCCGACGCUACAGCCUGGCGGAUCUCACUGCGCAGUUCUCCCUGCCCUGUGAGGUUAAGGUGGUGGCCAAGGAUCCCCGUCACCUCAGUGACCCUCUGGUCUCCUUCCCCAGCCUGCGGCUGGAGGAGAAGCUCUCAGAACCCUUUUUGGUGGUAGGCCUGGACUCCCAGCCAGAAACGUGCUUUGAGAUUCCGCCCCGAUGGCUGGACCUGACAGUGAUGGAGGUAGAGGGACAGCCGGGCCAGGCGGCCAGGCCGAGUUCUGUCCUAGCAGUGGGGGAGCUGUCAGAGUCCUUUUACUACAGCCUCCGGAAGUUGCCAGCCUCUGCGAGCCAAGCCCCACCACCCAGGCCCCCAAAGAGCCAGGGUCUCUGCGAGCGGAAGCCGUGCACACAGAGUCACAUGGAGAACAAUGUGAAGCCUCAAGUUAUAGGAGUGAAGCAGUCAUGCCCACAGCCUGAACUCAAGGUGAAGAGCUUGGAAGACCUCCCCCAAAACAAAUCCAACCUGUACAGCAAGGUCUCCACCCACAAGAAAGACCCCAAGUCCAAGGCCAAGUCACAGAAUUCAGCACUGGACAUGAAACCCAAAUCCUUGAGUGUGCUUGACAUAUACCCUACCCCCGAGGCACAUGUCCUGCCUGACCCAGACAUAGAUGACCACGACUAUGAAGAAAUCUGAGCACUUUCAGAAGAGCACCUACGACUCAGGGAAGCCAUACUUCCCCGCUGCUCCCGCACAAAGGACUGGAGCGCUGGCUAACCACUGGGGGACGUAGGGCAGAGCCUCAUCUCAAGCGACUUAAGACUCAGACGGGCACAGAACCAACACUAUUCCUGCCUCUUUGGUUCCUUGCCUCUGCUUGGUCCCAGAAGGUUGCAUGUGACACCCUCUGCCUUAGAGCUUUGGUGUCCAGAGAAGCCAUUCAGGUGCUGGUCACUCCCGGGCUCAAAGAAUCAAAGGCCGCUAGCUUCGCUGUUACCUGCCUGUCAGUAAAGGGAACUUAGUCCUUGUUGCACCACUA